Molecule: messenger RNA, 5931 nt
Organism: Beta vulgaris subsp. vulgaris (sugar beet)
Lineage: Eukaryota; Viridiplantae; Streptophyta; Magnoliopsida; Caryophyllales; Amaranthaceae
Exons: 11
Coding region: 694-5382 (1562 amino acids)
Biological process (GO): negative regulation of DNA-templated transcription
Molecular function (GO): transcription corepressor activity; acyltransferase activity, transferring groups other than amino-acyl groups; DNA binding
Source: RefSeq, a predicted model, not a curated record
UAGAUGGAGCCAUUUUUUUGGCCAAAUAGGAAGAUUGGAGGGAAAAUUGCAAAAUUUAUUUGUGCAAAACAAACCAAUUUUACAAAAUUACCCCUUAAAUUAUUCCAAAGUCCAAUGUAAGAGUUGAUGAAAACAGUCUAUUUUAGUAUUCUGUCUUAAGUCUUCAACAGUAGACAUACUGCCGAAUUUCCGGAAUCCCCCAAAAAAUAAUAAAAAGAAAUUAAAGAAGAAAAAGAUUAGAGAAGAAAAGAAAAAAAGAAUCCUUUUUGAUUUAAACCCACUUCCCAAAAUCAAAAACAUUAAAAACCCCCUUCACAUUCUUGCCUCUUCUUCUCUAAUUUUCUCUCUCUAAAAACCCCCUAAAUUUUUUUAAAAGUUUGAUGUUCUUUUGAUUUUGUCACUAGAAAACAAAAAGUUUGAAUCUUUUUUCUGUUGGGAAUUUUUGCGUGCAUAUAAUUUCUGGGUUUAACUGCAUUCAUCAGCUGCUUUGUGAAGUAAUAAUUUCAGUUUCAUCAGGGUCUUUGGAAGUGUUCAGAUUUGGGGAUUUUGGUUGGUUGGUGGAUUUAUGGAGAGUUGAUUGAGAAUUUUACAUAAGCUUUGAUUUUUGAAGAAUUGGGUAAAGUAAUGGAAUUAAGGGGUUGAAUUUAUAUUUAGGUGUUGUGAUUUUAUUGGGUUUUUUGUUAGUUGAAUGAGAUGAGAGAAGGUUUGAGGUCAAGUAGUUCGAAGAAGGAGGAUGGUAAGGUUGAUUUAGUCCAUAAUGAUGGUGAUUUAAGAAGGGUUAAAAUACCUGAUUUGAAUUUAGAGGAUGACCCGGAUGAUGUUUUGUGCGAGGAAACGGGCAAAUCGUGCUGUGAAGUGAGCAAAACUGAUGGGAAGUCCAAUGGUUUAGUGUGUGAGAAAGAGGGUUUGUGUGAGAAUGAGGCUAAGGGUAUGGAAGUUGAGAAUGAAGAGGAGAAAGAUGGGUCUAGGACUGUCGAAUGUAAGUACGACGUUGGAAGCGAGAGAAAGGAGAUGGAGGUAGGUGUAGGUGGUGGGGAAGUGGGUGAUGCUGGUGGCAGUCCACAGGUUUGCUCAACUAGGGGAAUUAAUGAUGAAAAGAAACUUGAUGAGUGUUGUGGGAAUGUGGAGCAAGAGAGUGAUGUUGGCGGAGAGCAGAAGGAGGCAGGAAUGGAGGAGUUGAAUUGUUCUGUUGAUUGGGUGUUGGAGCCAUGUCCAGCUGUUCUCAAGGAUGUUGAUAAGGAUGAGGGUUUUGCGGAUGAUAAUUCGAAUGUGCUUUCUCCAAUGGUGAAAGGGGAAGGGAAGGAGAAUUUGCAGAAGAGUUUUAGAUGUGUUGAUGUUAAUAGCGAUCUCAUGACCGAAGGAAGGGAAGAGCAUGUGGACAUUGAUCCUAGAACGUCUGAGCAUAUGGAAUCUAAUCCUGGUGCACUAAUCAAGACUCCUGAGAAAGUGAGUGUUACUGUGAACUCUAAAUGCAAUCUUGAUGACGAAGGUGACAUGAGCAAAGGACUCAAAACAGAGGCUAAGCAGGAAAAAGCUCAAGUUGUUGCUAGAGUUUUGAGAUCCAGGGUUGUCCCAGCCAAUGGUAUAGGAGAGGAAACCGACCGUAGGAACAUCAGAGCUUCACUUAGGAAAAGGAAGAGAGGAGACGGUGGGCUAGGAGAAGAGGCAGUCAUUAUUGAUAUUGAAGGUAGCAAUGCAGCGGUUGACUUUGGAAACAUCUGUGAUAGUGGAAAGAGAAAGAGAUCAAUUGAUCACUCUGAAAAUGAGUUAGUUGAGCCAAUCGAUGCCCGAGUUGUUUCCGAAGCUGAUGGUGAUGUGAACAUUGAGCCAAUGCCAAUCCAAAGUUCAGAAAGGAAGAGGAAGCGUGGAAGGCCCAAAAAAUCCAGAGAUCACCUUGAGGAGGAAGUAGUUCAGAUGAAAGAGGUCAAGGCUGUUUCUAAAGUUGAACGCGAAGAUUUGAACAAUAAAUCAGCAAAUACUUCAAAAAAGAAGGAUGGACGUGGAAGGCCGAGGAAGUUUGCUAAUUGCCUUGGAAAGGGCGGAAAUGUUCCUGAUAAAGCUAAAGAUGAAACUAAAGAUACAAGCAAGAAAUCUGAUGGAAAUUCAACACCUAGUCGCAAAAGUGUUAGGGCCAAACGAUCAGUUGAUUAUUGUGAAGAGGUAGAAGCUCAAAGGAGGAAAGUCUUUUUUUCUACAGUUGAUGAAGAAGCUCUAGCCGAAGUUGAGGACAGCGCUGUACACACAGUAAGAAAAUUAAAAAAGAAGGGCAAGCGUGGAAGACCAAAGAAAGAUCUGGGAAACGGUACACUGAAGGUGAUACAUCAUGACAAGGACAAGGGCAAGGUGAAGGAUGAUAGGAAAAUAAAAGUUUCUCUUGCUACAGCUCCUGUCAGAAGAAGCAGACAGGACAUCUGUCCUCCUAGAGUACCAGAGAGGCCUAGUGAUGGAGUACCUUCCAUGAAGAGAAUUUUGUCAGGGAAAAAGGUCAAAUUUGCCGGACUUGAAAAAGACACUGUGGAAAAUUCUUCCAAAGGUAAAGAAACUACAUUUCCUGAAAACAAUACGCCUGUGAAGCGCAAGAAGGUUGAAGCAGUUGGGUCUCUUUCAGGUGAAAAGAAUUCGAUUAGAAAGCAAAUUGUGGAUAUGCUUCUAAGUGCAGGCUGGACAAUUGAAUAUAGGCCCAGAAAUGGCAGGCAGUAUAAUGAUGCAGUAUAUGUCAAUUGUGAAGGAAAAACUCACUGGUCAGUUACAAAAGCAUACAGUACGCUUCAGCGGGAAGUUGAAGAGGGUAAAACUGGCAACCCUAACUUUACCUUUACCCCAUUACCAGAAGAUGUACUGAGAAAAUUGUUUAGAGUUGUAUCUAAGACAAGAUCAGACAAAAACAAGAAAAAGAAGCAUAAAGGGGAUGGUGAUACUUCUGAUGAAGAAGUCAGUGACAAUGAUGCUGCAAUGAAUAAAUCUGGAGCUAAGCGCAAACUUUCUGCUUUGAAAAAGAAGCCAUCAGUCCGGAACGGGACACAAGGUAGAAGGCGGUGUGCAUUGGUGGUGCGCAGAUCUAAUCAGGGUUCAAAUUCAGAGAGUGAUGGAGCUAUUGCUCAUCCUGGGAAGCACAGUGUUUUUGCUUGGAUGAUUGGUUCGGGUAUCGUUAAUCUUGAUGCGAAAGUGCGAUAUAUGAACUGUCCAAAAUCUGAGUCAUUACUUGAGGGAAGCAUUACAAGAGAUGGGAUUCAUUGUUUCUGUUGCAAGGAAAUAAUUUCAGUUCCUGAGUUUGCGAACCAUGCAGGGAGCAAACUUUGCCAACCCUAUGAAAAUAUGUAUGUGGAAAGUGGAUCUUCAUUGUUACAAUGUCAGCUGGAUUCCUGGAACAAACAAGAGGAGACUGGUCGUUUGGGGUUUCAUGGUGUAAAUGUUGAUGGUGAGGACCCUAAUGAUGAUACCUGCGCUAUCUGUGGAGAUGGUGGAGACUUGAUGUGCUGUGAUGGCUGUCCAUCAACAUUUCACCUAAAAUGUUUAAAUUUAGAGGAAGUGCCUUCGGGUGAAUGGCACUGUGUUUAUUGCUCAUGCAAAUAUUGUGGUGUUGGUGGCGUAUCUGCAAAUGCAACCCAGGGAGAUGAUUGUGAUGCAGCCUCUUCACAAUUGGUCACUUGCAAUUUGUGCGAGGAUAAAUAUCACGAUUCAUGUGUCAUUGAGGAGGAUGAUCUUUAUGUCAAACCCAGAAGGCCAGGCUUUUGUAGGAGAAAAUGUGAACAGAUGUCUGAGCGGUUAGAGAGUCUUCUAGGAGCAAAAUGUGAUUUGGGUGAUGGAUUUUCAUGGACUCUACUUAAAAGGUCUGACCUUAAAGAAGAUUCCAUUACCGUGGAACCUCAUAAGAUUCAAUACAAUUCUAAACUGGCCGUGGCUCUCUCUGUCAUGGAGGAAUGUUUUUUGCCUAUCCUUGACCCAAGAAGUGGAGCCAAUCUGAUACGCCAUGUUGUCUAUAGCUGUGGGUCAAACUUUAACCGGCUAAAUUUUAGCAGUUUUUUAACUAUUGUAUUAGAGAAAGGAGAUGAAGUAAUAUCAACCGCUUCCAUCAGAAUUCGGGGGAAGCAGCUAGCAGAAAUGCCAUUCAUCGGAACACGCAAUGUUUAUAGGCGCCAAGGAAUGUGCAGACGGCUACUUUCUGCAAUUGAAAAGGCUCUCAGCUCUCUUGAGAUUGAGAAGUUAGUCAUUCCUGCCAUUCCUGAGCUUAUGCGUACAUGGACCUCAGUAUUUGGUUUCCAGCCUCUUGAAGAAUCUGUCAGAGAAAAAAUGAGAUCAAAGAAUAUGCUUGUAUUUGCGCAUACAGAUAUGCUGCAGAAACCAAUCCUAGAUCACCAACUUGUUGUAAAAAGCACAGCAUCAAUAGAAAAAGACGCAGAUUCUGGUGUGUCUCAGAAUGACUGUUUAGAUGGCGGGGCUGAUAGAACUGUUGCUGAUAAACCCGAGGUUGACGAUACCAGUUUGAAUGGUAAAUUUGACUUGAAUUGCAUUGCUCCUAAUAUUCCCGACUCUUCAUCUGAUGAAAGACGUCCAGCUCAUCUUGAGUCUGAUGCUGAGAACUGUGAGGAUGAAGCGAAAAGCAAAAUGAGUAAUGGGCCAACUUCAAGCGGGAAUGAUAAUGUUCGAGAUGAGGCGUCUAAUCUUGUCAUGCAUUUUUCUGAGGUUAAAACCUUGCAUCCUGACUUGAAUAUGGUUGCAGAAAAUGAGUCUUUGUCUGAUGAGAAAAUUUGUGCUCAUCCUGGUUCUGAUACUUUUCACUCCGACGAGGUAGCAAAAAGUACCUCAAAUUCCUCUGGUCUGACUAAUGUCAAGGGGUUAUGUACUGUUGAAAAUGAUGGUGAUCAAAAUGGGGAUUCUACUGCUGUCAGAAAUUCUGAGGAAAGGACUCAAAAUCCUGACUUGAAUUUGGAGGUCUUGGAAAAAAAUAACAGUUUGCCUUCCAAUUCAGAAAGUGUUGUUGCUGCUACAAGUUUGGAUAGACAAAAACCAGCUGACCAUGAGACACGAGGAGAUGAUAAUCUUCUGAAAGUGACUAACUGCUGUAGCAGUGAAAAUAUGGUCGGGGAAACGGGGACAUCAGAUUUUCAGCCAGUUUUACAAACAGCAGAUUUGCAGUGCUCUGAUGUUGAGACAAGUAAAGUUCCCAAGUUGGUCCCUGAUAAUAGUUCUCUUCCUGAUGGAGUCCAGUUGCCUACUAAAUCUAUGGAGUGUUCUGAAUCUGGGUUAUUAAUAGUGGGCACAAGGGUUGCGCAGGUAACGUCAGAGUCCUCAUGUAACAUGGGCUCAGCUGCUGGUGAGAGCCUUGUUGCUGGCAUGUUUCAUGGCAGCGGUUUUGCUAAGGUUGAUCCAACCAAGUCAUAGAGAUGAACAAAGAUCUGAAGGUGAAAAUUGAAAAGCCAUUGUAUAGUUAUUCUAGUUGGCAGUUUAAUGGACAAAACCACAGAUCACUCUUACAACUCCUUCAUAGCCUGUGCAGUUAGUAAGUUGUAGUUUGGAUGUUCUCCCUUCCCUUUUUUCUUUCUUCCUUUUCUAUCCCCUUUAUGGCAGAAUGCGAGAAGCAAAGCAUCAAAUGAGGAGCACAAGCGGGAUCGUACCUUUACCACAUUGUAUACAUAUUGGCAUAGUAUUAGUUUUGUGACAAUGACCUUUAUCAGUAUAUUGACGGGAAGGCGGAGAAUUUAAUUUCCUUAGGUUGCUGACCAUUUUUUAUGACGCUGAAACACAGCAAAUGUCCACUUGUUUUGCGGAACUGGAAUUCGCCAUCUCUCGGAACCAAACAUUAGGGACGGCCUCACCACUGUCAGGUGAUUCGAACAUUGAUUUGUGGACUUUUGUUGAUUGUACAUUCCUUGAAGAACCUUCUUGUGGGUAGCUAGUAAUAUUGGUUACAUAGGUCAAGGAGGCCAUACA